Messenger RNA from Dioscorea cayenensis subsp. rotundata (Guinea yam), 715 nucleotides. RefSeq lists its product as uncharacterized. Lineage: Eukaryota; Viridiplantae; Streptophyta; Magnoliopsida; Dioscoreales; Dioscoreaceae. The record is from RefSeq and is a predicted model, not a curated record. The coding region runs from base 294 to 602 and encodes 102 amino acids. The transcript has 4 exons.
AGGAGGUUAAAUGUUUGUAGUCUUUUCUCUUUUUGGUGCCUUGGGACACCAUAGCCAAGCAUGUCAAGCAAUGCCAUCUACUAAUUUUUUUUUUUUUCCUAACCUUUAUAUUAUGUACAUCCAUGAGGAACUGCUCAACCAUUGUUUUGUGUGUUAUUCUACAAAAUGCAUUGGUGUCCUCCAUACCGUGUGAUAUUUUUCACAAUGAAAGCUACUUCACAUUUCCUUGCUCUAACAUACAAUGCUCCUUGUAAUUGAGGAACCGCACUCUCUCAACCACAUCUUCUGAUAAUAUGCUCAAGAAAGGAGUGAGCAGAGCAGCAGACGGAAAAGCAGGAGAAGAAAUGCAGAUGGAAGUUGUAAGCUGCACCAAGCAGGCUAAGACUUUGACGGCACGGCAGCACAGAUCAUAUGUGGUGUUUCACCUGCCAGGCCUCCAGCAAUCUAUAUGUUCCAUGCAAAAACUAUCAGUAAGGAGGGUAGUGCUGCAAUCAGCAAUUCAAGCAGAGAAUACAGGUUGCCCGAGAGAAAGUCUUUGGCUUCUUGACCAUUAUCAUUCAUGCUGUUCUCAGUUGAAUGCUCUUCCUGUUGAUAGUGAUUAAAAAAUAAGCAUUCCAUUUCCCAUAUCCACAGUUCCUGACAAUGAGAACAAAGACAUACUCUGAGAAUGCUAGAAGGAACUUUGUAGGCCUUUUUUUAAAUCAAUCCUUCUUCU